CCAAGGCACUCGAAUCCCAACUACGGCCGCCACCGCCUUCCCCAGCGGCAGGUGGCAGGAGCGGGCGGCCCCGACUUUCCUCCCUCUGCGGCAGCGGAGGCCGUAGCGGAGCCGGCACAGAGGUACUCGGAGUAGCUGCUGCUGUUGGUGAUGCAGAGUUAGCUCGGGAGGGGCGCGAGGGCUCCCCUUCUGCUCUCGUAUCCGCACGAGGCUCCGACGGCAGCAGCGCUGCUGCAGUGGGAAAGGCGAAGUCGCGGAGCGGUGAACGUGGGGCGCGGAGAAGGGUGCGCUGCUGCCGAGACGUUCGUCAGUUGGUUCUGCCGCGCGGAGACGCAAAUUCAUGAAUCGCGUGUCAGGAGGACCAUUAAUGUCAUUUACAAAAUAGCUAGAUGCAGCAGCGCAAACUGCAAGGACAAAGACAUUUGCAUCCAUAUUUAGAUACAUUCAAAAUGUUGUGUGGCAGAAAAAAAUCCUACUUCGCUGGUGCUGUGUGCAUUAUAACACUAACAUCAAUGGUCACGUUUUCUUAUCUUAGAUUACAGAGACUUAUUCACCUGCCAAAAAUAGUACAAGAAGGUAGUAGGUGUAGAGGGGAAACUGCAAAUAGCACAAUAACACCCUUAAAGGAUAACAGAACUUUUAUCAUCUCCCCAUACUUUGAUGAUAGAGAAGGCAAAGUCACACGUGUGAUUGGGAUUGUUCACCAUGAAGAUGUCAAAGAACUAUACUGCUGGUUUUGUUGUCAGCCCCUUGGAAAGAUAUACAUAUCAAAGGCAGAAAUAGAUGUUCACUCGGACAGAUUUGGAUUCCCCUAUGGUGCUGCAGAUAUAGUUUGCUUGGAACCUGGAAACUGUGAUCCAACACACGUAUCAAUUCAUCAGUCUCCACAUGGAGAUAUUGACCAGCUAUCGAGGUUUGAAAUAAAAAACCGCAAAGCAGAGCCCUUCUCUGCUGACUUUACAGUAUGCAUCUCUGCCAUGUUUGGAAAUUACAACAAUGUCUUACAGUUUAUACAGAGUAUGGAAAUGUACAAGAUUCUUGGGGCACAGAAAGUGGUGAUCUACAAGAACAACUGCAGCCAGAUGAUGGAGAAAGUCCUGAAGUUUUAUUUGGAAGAAGGAACAGUAGAGGUAAUUCCGUGGCCAAUAAACUCAUAUCUCAAGGUUUCUCCUAAAUGGCGCUUCAUGCAAGAUGAAACACACAUUGGCUACUAUGGACAAAUCACAGCUCUAAAUGACUGUAUAUACCGCAACAUGCAGAGGAGCAGGUUUGUGGUUCUUAAUGAUGCUGAUGAAAUAAUUCUUCCCCUUAAGCACUCAGACUGGAAAACAAUGAUGAGCAGUCUUCAGGAGCAAAAUCCAGGAACUGGUGUUUUUCUCUUUGAGAACCAUAUCUUUCCAGAAACAAUUACCACUCCCAUGUUCAACAUUUCAUCUUGGAACACUGUGCCAGGUAUUAACAUACUACAGCAUGUUCACAGAGAGCCUGACAGGAAAGAGGUAAUCAAUCCUAAGAAAAUGAUAGUUGAUCCAAGAAAGGUGAUUCAGACUUCAGUCCACUCUGUCCUACGUGCUUAUGGGAUGAGUGUGAAUGUUCCAAUGGAUGUUGCCCUCGUUUAUCACUGUCGCGUGCCCCUUCAAAGUAACCUUCCCAGAGAAUCUCUCAUCAGGGAUACGACAUUGUGGAUAUAUAACUCAUCAUUAAUCAUGAAUGUUAACAAAGUUCUCUAUCAAACAGUACUGUAAGCUCAAAAGUGAAACUUUGUCCACAAAAAUCAAAGGUGGGGAGUUGCCUGUGCCCCAGGGAGGCAUAGGAUAUCAUUCAAAGAUCACAUUAAAA
Molecule: messenger RNA, 1839 nt
Organism: Lagopus leucura (white-tailed ptarmigan)
Lineage: Eukaryota; Metazoa; Chordata; Aves; Galliformes; Phasianidae
Exons: 3
Coding region: 390-1745 (451 amino acids)
Source: RefSeq, a predicted model, not a curated record